Messenger RNA from Dioscorea cayenensis subsp. rotundata (Guinea yam), 1179 nucleotides. Its product is annotated as WAT1-related protein At1g09380-like. Bases 6 to 1142 code for a protein of 378 amino acids. The transcript is spliced from 7 exons. Gene Ontology annotation, cellular component: plasma membrane. NCBI's taxonomy places the organism in Eukaryota, Viridiplantae, Streptophyta, Magnoliopsida, Dioscoreales, Dioscoreaceae. Gene Ontology annotation, molecular function: transmembrane transporter activity. The record is from RefSeq and is a predicted model, not a curated record.
AGAGAAUGGGAAUAGAGGAGAAGGAAUGCACCCCAAGCUUGGCAAUGGUGAUAAUUCAAGUGGGAUAUGCAGGGAUGAAUGUGCUAUCAAAGUUGGCAAUGGAUGCAGGAAUGAGUCCCUUUGUUUUGAUCACAUAUCGUCAGAUUAUUGCCACCUUCUGCAUUCUUCCUGUUGCCUUCUUCCUUGAAAGAAAAACUCAAAUGAAGAUCACAACUAGUGUUCUUUUCCAGAUCUUCUUGUGUUCAUUAUUCGGUGCUACAAUAAACCAGUUGUUGUAUUUCAUUGGACUCAAGUACUCAUCUCCAACCAUUGCUUCUGCUCUUAGUAACAUGCUUCCGGCCAUCACUUUCGUCAUGGCCAUUCCUUUCAGAAUGGAGACGGUAGGAAUACGAACAAUGGCCGGACAGGCAAAAGUUGCCGGAACAUUAAUAUGUGUGGGUGGUUCCAUGCUCAUGACAUUCUACAAAGGAAGUCUAAUUAAAAUGUUUCCAUCACACAUCCAUUGGAAAUACGCCGAGGAAAUGACGGCAGCCAGUGUCGCUUCCCCGGCAGCUGCCGAUCAUAAUCUUGCUCUCGGAGCAGCUCUUGUUGUCGGUAGUUGUUUUGCCGGGGCUAUUUGGUACAUCAUUCAGGCGAAACUUAGUAAGAGUUUCGCGUACCCAUACACAAGCUCGGCGAUAAUGUGUGCCAUGGCCGGAGUGCAGUGCAUUAUCAUUAGUGUAACUGUGGAUAGAAAUACAUCAAAAUGGGCACUUGGUUGGGACAUUAGACUUGCAAGUGCAAUCUAUACUGGAGUGAUAGGAUCAGGAUUAGCAGUGUCUCUAAUGUCAUGGUGUAUUCAGAAAAGAGGCCCUCUCUUUGUCUCUAUGUUUAGUCCUCUACUUCUUGUCAUUGUUGUCAUCCUUGGCUGGGCAAUACUUGAUGAAAAACUCUACGUUGGAAGUGUGACAGGGUCUGUGUUGAUAGUGGGAGGAUUGUACAUGGUGUUAUGGGGGAAAGGGAAGGAGGAAAAGAAAGGAAGUGGGAAAAAAGGGAUGGAAGUGGAGGAAGUGGAGAAUGGAGAGAGUUUGGGUAUUGGUUUACCAUUGUAUGCAAGUGCUACUAGUAAUGGAAAUGAAGCACAAGGUGGAAACAAGGCAUAAUUAAUUAAGGGAAGUGAGAAAUUAAUGGAAGUGGAGU